Messenger RNA from Pimephales promelas (fathead minnow), 2556 nucleotides. It is a transcript of the gene atf3, whose product is annotated as activating transcription factor 3. Gene Ontology annotation, molecular function: DNA-binding transcription factor activity, RNA polymerase II-specific; RNA polymerase II cis-regulatory region sequence-specific DNA binding. Gene Ontology annotation, biological process: regulation of transcription by RNA polymerase II. Lineage: Eukaryota; Metazoa; Chordata; Actinopteri; Cypriniformes; Leuciscidae. Gene Ontology annotation, cellular component: nucleus. The record is from RefSeq and is a predicted model, not a curated record.
AAAAGGGGUGAUGCAACGAGCCGGGCGACAACAGUAACGUUACCAGCUGAGAGAGCGAGAACACUCCAGCCGGCGGAGAGCAUCACAACACGCGCGUUUUAUUCAGCAAAAACAAGAUUUCGGAAUGAUGCUUCAGCAUCCUGGCUUGGGUUCCUUGGAGAUCAGCGCAUCGGCUUUGGUUCCCUGCCUCUCCCCGCCAGGCUCUCUCACACUGGACGACUUCACCAACUUCACUCCAUUAGUGAAAGAGGAGCUGCGCUACGCCAUCCAGAACAAACGCAUGUCAAACGGCAUGAGCACCUUGACCACUGAUCGAGCAUGUAUGAACAGCGAACGACCCCCUGAACUACCUGUAAUGAAGCGACUGGCCACUCCAGAGGAGAGUGAACGAAGAAAAAGACGGAGGGAAAGAAACAAAGUUGCAGCAGCAAAAUGCCGAAACAAGAAAAAGGAGAAAACCGAUCAUUUACAAAAGGAGUCCGAGAAGUUGGAGUCCAUCAACGCCGAGUUGAAAGCCCAGAUUGAGGAGCUGAAGAACCAAAAGCAGCAGCUAGUUUACAUGCUCAACCUGCACAGGCCCACCUGCAUUGUCCGCGCUCAGAACGGCCAGACCCCUGAAGAUGAAAGGAAGCUCUUCAUCCAGCAAAUCAAAGAGACCACCCUGCAGGGUCUGAAUCUAACCAUAAGUGGACCAACACACACCGUGAUACCAACUAGCUGUGGGCAUCUCUGAAUCCCCCAAACUGUACAGGCAAGAAGCUAAUGGCUCCGCAAUCCUCGCCAAGGAACACUGGGAGGUUCACCCACGUUAUAAAGGACUAAACACGGGUGCCUGCCAUGAUGCCACUCAAGGUCGGUCUGAUGUACACUGAAAGAAAGAGACUGUUAAAGCACUAAAGUGUUGAAGGACGUCUGAUGCGUUUUUCUCUUUAUUUAAAUGUUCGUAAAUGUAUAUGCUUUUUGUAUGCACCAAAGCUUGAUGUCAUGUUGACGCCAGAACGACAUGAUGUCUUCUAUUUAUCGGCUUGUUGGUUGAAUGAAACCCUGGCGGUGGGUUUGACAGCAAGUACUAUUCUAGUGAGGGGGUAAACCUAGUGAUUUGUGUGUAUCUUUUUCAUUAUUUUGGCAGACAUACAGGGUGAUGAAUGAAGUUGUUUAGUUUGGUUACAAAUGUAUCUGUGGCCUCUGUCGUGUUAAGUGUCCACAUAACAUGCCAUGUGAAGUAUUUCAAGCUGCUACUAAUCUCUCAGGACUUGGGCUAUGUAUAUUACAGGAAACUCAUGCUAAAACAGAUAAAAUAACAGGGAAGUCGACGAGGAGUGGACUUUGAGACGCCACUUACGUACAAGGAAACCUCUACCCUUCACCACUGAAAGGCUGUCUAUCACCUCAGACAUCUGACUAUAUUGUUGUUACAAUGCUGUGAGCAGGAGGGUCUGCAUUUAUCAGCCCACUGUAAAAAGAAAGAAAAAAGAAAGUGUUUUUUGUGCUUUUAGCAAGGACAUACUUAUUUUCUGAUGUAUAAUGUAGCUGUGUGUUGUUAUUGUCUAUAGACCAGCUGACAGUGAACCAUCUCGGAACGUUCUGACAAGGUUCUCUUAAAGUCAUGAGCAAACGUUCUUAAUAGAAUGUUCCUUUAAAGUUAUGUUCUCAAAACCUCAUUAAUACAUUGUUCAUCUUUUUCUGUAAUAAGUUGUUUUAUAUAGUUACUACUUGUUUUAGAACAAUCGGAGAACAUUCAAAAGUGACAUUCUCAAAAUGUUUGUAGAAAUGUUUAAAUGGAACGUUUGCAUAACCAAGACAGGGAAAUUAGAUGUUUUAAAGUGUCAGAGAACUUUGGGAGGUAAAGUUUGCAUUAUGUUUGCAAAAAUGGAACAUUCCCUUAAUGUUUUGUUUAACGUUUGCAUAACCAAAACAGGUUUUUUUAAUUGGAUCAGAGAACAUUCAACUUAAUGGGAAUGUUAGCAAAACGUUCUUAGAAUGUUAUUGUUAGCUGGAAAAAAAGAAGCUUAAAAUAUUCAAUGUAAAGCUUGAAAUAUUCAACGUAAAGCUCUUAAUAAUUGUCUGGCUGUGUUCCUGGGUCAUGUGUCUAGCACUUUUAAUGUCACGCCAUGUUGUUAGUGAAGAAACACAUACCACAAGACAUCUGAUCGGGCCCUGUGACUGUAUUGCCUAAUAUUACAGAAAGGUGUUAGAAAUAUUUUAAAAUUCAAGAAACUCCCUAAUCUUUUUACAAAUUUCUGCCUCUUGUUUUUGAGUAGUCUAAAUGUGUGUUCUGUCGUGUAGUGAAAGGUUAAGUGACGCAGGCGUCAGGUAGAUAUUUCCUUUUUUUUUUGUUGUCGUUGUUCAAAUAGGCAUGCCACAAAAUGUGGUACUACUGACAUUAUAUGUGCAAUGAAAACAAAGCUUUCUGUUUGUGGUUAAACCAGGUUUUAUCCAUCACAUCAUUGCUGUCCACAUAAGAGUUCAAGUGCACUUGCUACCAGAAGUCAUGUUUGAGAAGGUAUAAUGGGCUGUAUUCAAUUGCAUAUUUAUAUAAAAUGGCUUCAUUUUGAC